Molecule: messenger RNA, 2215 nt
Organism: Oncorhynchus mykiss (rainbow trout)
Lineage: Eukaryota; Metazoa; Chordata; Actinopteri; Salmoniformes; Salmonidae
Product: E3 ubiquitin/ISG15 ligase TRIM25
Molecular function (GO): protein binding; zinc ion binding
Source: RefSeq, a predicted model, not a curated record
ACAGAAGAAGAUUCCCUAGGAACGGGCCGCAGAACUCGGACAAGUCAUGGGACCUACGUAGACCGGUUGUCAGCACACUUUACAGCCUGGUUUCCAUACAAAGGUGAUGUUAUCAUUUCUGUUGUUGUCAGAAUAGUAGUUUAAACCGAAUACUUAGACAACACAGCAGCAGACGGUUGUAGUUCCAUCAUGGCCAACGAAAUGUUUUCCCUCAUGAGUCUCGAAGACGAACUGAGCUGUAGCAUCUGCCUCUGUGCUUUCGACUGUCCGGUGACAAUUCCAUGUGGACACAACUUUUGCCAAGCGUGUCUCCUAGAAACAUGGAAAGACAACUACAGCUGUCCACAAUGCCGUACCCACUUCACCACCAAACCAGAGCUGAAGAAGAACACCGUUCUCAGCACUGUUGUGGAAACGUUCAAAAUGAAGUCGAAUAAAAGCGACCUCCCCAAUGAGAUGGGCGACUUAAUCAAGUGGGAUGCGGUCAAGUUGGAGCCCAAAGAGGUGGUUAUCUUGUGCGACACCUGUAUGGAAGCCAAAGCAUUCAAGACCUGCCUCACCUGUAUGGCGUCAUUCUGCCUUGAGCACGUGAGGCCUCAUCAUGAGAAUCCAGUGUUUGGCGCGCAUCAGCUGAACGAGCCUCUGGGUGACCUGCGCGACCGUAUCUGCCCCGACCACCACAAGCUGAUGGAGUUCUACUGUGUCCAACAUGGCCGCUGUAUCUGUGGUGUCUGUCUGCAGCAGGUGCAUAAAGGCUGUACCUUCUCCAACCCUGAUGAACAACGGGCACUGCAAGAGUCUGAUUUGAGGGGCAAGUUGAGUCUGCUGGAUGGAAAGAUUGACAAGAACCAGACGGUCAUCUCUCAGAUGAGUGACCAGCAGAGCAAGUUGAAGGACUCUGCAGCCAGCAGGAAGAGAGCGCUAGAGGAUGACUACCGCCAAAUCCGGGAGCUGCUGGACCGUGACGAGCGUGAGGCUCUGAACACUGUGGACCGCGAGCAGGAGAGCGGUCAGACCAAACUCCAGAACCUCAUAAAGAAGUUCAACCAGAACAUUGUGAAGCUUAGCGCAGCAAAAGAUGGCGUCAACAGCCUGCUCAGUCAGACUCAGACCGUGGCUUUCCUACAGGCCUCAGUUGACAUGCCGGCAGUGGUGGCCUUUGACCCCUAUACCCCAAAGGUGAACCUGGACUCUAAGGCCGUGGCAGCCUGGCAUGCCUACUCUGCAGUCCUGAGGGAGCAUCUCACACAUGUACUGAAACAGCCUGUAGAGACCAGACUGCAGAUACUCAAACCAGCUGAGAGGUUUGCUCCUCUGCUGCCAAACUUCUAUGAAAUGGGAGGCAUGCCACCACAAGGUCAUCCGAGAGUGCCUAGAUCCCACAGCCCAGGAGCUCCCCUCAGGGCAAACCAGAAGAAGCCUCCACAAGAUUCAAACCGAGAGAGAAAGUCGGACAAGAAACGAGAUCACAAGGAAUGGAAAGAACAUAAGGCUGACAAAAAUUCCCAAAAGCCACCUAAUGCUCCCAGAGAGUCCGCCACUCCUGUUCCACACACACCAAGGGACCACCCCAGAGGACAAUCAGCAGAACCCAGGAACAGGGAGGACCCAGGACAAGCAAGUGUUCCCCCAAGUAUCACGUCUGCAGCAAAACGAAAUGACCUUCUACGAUAUGGCACCGUUCUCACCCUUGACCCCAAAACGGCCCACAAGCGCAUCUCCCUGACAGAGAACAUGACCAUGGCCUCUGUGUCAGACGAGCCCACCCAUUACCCCGAUGGCCCCGCCCGCUUCUCUGUCUGCAGCCAGGUGCUCACUUCCAAGGGCUUCUCCCGUGGCCGUCACUACUGGGAGGUUAAGAUGAGCAGCAACAACUUCACCGGCAUCGGCCUGGCCUACAACAGCAUUGACCGGAAGGGUCCGGCUAGCCGGCUGGGGCGUAACGCCCAGUCCUGGUGCGUGGAGUGGUUCAACGUCAAGCUGUCGGCCUGGCACGCCAGCAGUGAGACUGUACUGCAGAACCCGAAUCCGAUCCGCGUCGGCGUGCUUUUGGAUUGUGAGGAGGGAACGGCCACUUUCUAUAACGUUCAGGACCGGGCAUACCCUUUCCAUACGUUUGUGUUCCAGUUCGCGGAGGCAGUGUACCCGGCAUUCUGGCUCUUCUCCAGCGGCUCGUCUGUUAGCCUGUGCAAGCUGCAGUCUUAAGAAGUUGACA